CGGGUCUUGAGUUUCUUUCUUUGAUCAUCCUAUCAAGUGAGGAAGGGAGACUUCUCUCCUCCCCGUGGACAGGGAGAGAGAAGGGUGUGUGGCGCUAGGGUUUGUGGCGCGGGGCGAUGGCUUCGUCGGCGGCAGCGUUUGUGGAAGGCGGCGUCCAGGACGCUUGCGAGGACGCUUGCAGUAUCUGCUUGGAGAGCUUCGGCGAUGCCGAUCCGGCUGUGAUUACGUGUUGCAAGCAUGAGUAUCACCUCCAGUGCAUUAUAGAGUGGUCUCAAAGAAGUAAAGAAUGCCCAAUGUGUUGGCAAGCUCUCAGCUUAAAAGACCCAAACAGCCAAGAAUUACUCGCUGCUGUGGAGCAUGAAAGGGCAAUUCGCCAGAGCAGGAUAGGUGUUUUUCCACCCGAGGGCUACGAACUUCAUCGGCUAGCAGCUUAUGGUGAUGAUUCUGACUUCGAAGAACGUAUGAUGCGCCAUCUUACGUUUGUGACGAUGGGUAGAAGACAAUUAGGAAGGAGGGAUGGGAAUGCAAAUGCCGCCAGCGUUAGGCCUCCUUAUGGUAAUAUGCCGCAACAGUUUGUGAUCGUCCCAGCUCAUGGGAAUGCUCCCAGCAGCGGUGCUGUAUCGGUGCCAGCCGGGAGCCUUUCUUUAUCUCCAUCGACUCCGAGUGUUACUACUUCAGACCUUCAUGGCUCGCCUGUGACCCCUGACAGUGGCUCGUCAUCGGUUGAUUCAAGCAGCUUGAGGUCUCGAGGAUCCCCACGCGUUUCUUUCACCGCUGCUUCCACUGCGGAUAGCAACCGAAGAUCUCCUGAAACUCACUCCUUCUCGGAGUCUUGGAAGUCAAGAUGGGCUGCUGCGUCCUCUAGGUAUAAAGAAUCUUUCACUAAAACAACAAAAAGCUUUAGGGACAAAUUGAGGAUGCGAAAUGGUAGCACAAUGGCUGAUUUUGGUGCUCGUGCCAGGGAAGUGAGCGCCGGUAUGGUCCGAGCUCUCGAACGCAUCUCGGUCGAGAAAGAAGAGAACGAAGCGGGAGCGACCGCCUCUCUCGCUCACCCUGCCGAUCCUUCUCGUCAAUCAGCAAGCACGGCCCAGCACCAGGAUCACGCUGCUACGAUCGAGACGACAACUUUCAGCGCUGCUUUGAUCGCUCGAGAAACUCCCGGCCACGAAAGCAGCGAGAACGCUGUCGCCACCACCACCACCACCACCACCACCAGAGGUGCUGUACAUAAUACGACGACUGGUUCUAGCAAGAUUGCUCCUCAGUCUCUCACAGACGAAGCGAGAGCUCCGUCCAAAAACAUUGAGGAGAGCACUGUCCCUUCGCUCGAGGGCCAGCAAAUCCACUUAGUUAUGUCGACAUGAGAGCGCCACACUCUAAUAAGCAAAAGAGAGAAGAUUUUAAACCCAGUGUUUUGGUGGUUCUUACUAUGUAAAUAAUAACGAGAGUUUUUUUCGUAAGGUAAAAA
Selaginella moellendorffii is the source of this 1468-nucleotide messenger RNA. Its product is annotated as E3 ubiquitin-protein ligase RHF2A. The transcript is spliced from 8 exons. The coding region runs from base 117 to 1364 and encodes 415 amino acids. Gene Ontology annotation, molecular function: ubiquitin-protein transferase activity. Lineage: Eukaryota; Viridiplantae; Streptophyta; Lycopodiopsida; Selaginellales; Selaginellaceae. The record is from RefSeq and is a predicted model, not a curated record.